Molecule: messenger RNA, 658 nt
Organism: Cladocopium goreaui
Lineage: Eukaryota; Dinophyceae; Suessiales; Symbiodiniaceae
Source: the annotation of a GenBank genome assembly
AUGUUCGACUUCAGCUGCGCAUCUGCCUGCAAUCCUCCCAACCCUGGAGCCAACACGGUGAAGGUGAACAUGGAGGACAUUGCGAAGCGCAAUGCUGAGGAAGUUGAGGCCAAGCGCAAGGCUGAGGAGGAGCAGCGUCGCAAAGCAGAAGAAGUGCAAAAGCAGGAAGCCGCACGACGUGCUGAGAAGGAGGCCGAAGAACGCAGGCAGAAAGAGCAGGAGGAGGUGAAACGUUUGGCCGACCAAGAAAAGGCCAAGGAAGCAGCUGCAGCUGCCGCGGCCGCUGAAGCCGCAGAUAUUGAGAAGAAGCGCCUGGAUGAGGAAGCGGCUGUGCGAAAGAAUGAGACAAUGGCAUGGCUCAAGAAGCAAGGUUUUGCGGGUGUAAACAAGCCGAAGAAGUCAUUCUUCAGUGGCACUACCUACGCCUUACACAAAGCCGCAGAGACAGGCAACGCCAAGAUUGUUGGAGGGCUUCUUGAGCAAGGCGCCAACCCUUCGCAGAAGAAUUCUGCUGGCAAGACUGCGCAGGAGGUGGUCAUGAAGAAGAAGAAAGCAGACUCUCACAAGGAGGAAGGUCAUGGACACCGCACGGACGUGUGGUGGACCUCUCUCUCGCUGGUGCCCAUGAGCGGCCUAGCGUGUCCCAUUUUGCCGGAAG